Molecule: messenger RNA, 5520 nt
Organism: Sitodiplosis mosellana (orange wheat blossom midge)
Lineage: Eukaryota; Metazoa; Arthropoda; Insecta; Diptera; Cecidomyiidae
Gene: MICAL-like
Product: interaptin
Exons: 13
Coding region: 392-4720 (1442 amino acids)
Molecular function (GO): protein binding
Source: RefSeq, a predicted model, not a curated record
AGUAUUCGUUCAUUACUUCAAGAAUCAACAACGUAAUUUUUGUUCGUUAUAAAAAGUGAAUUUUAAAUCGAGUUUCGUAAAGUAAAAUUCAGAGUUCCUGCAAUCGACGAAAAUUAUAUACCGCAUAAUCAAAACUCAAGAAAAUCUAUUAUUGUUUGAGUGCAUACAAAUUUGAGCUCCAAAAGAAACAAAUUUAAUUGAUAAAAAAAAUUUCAGGAAAGUUUGUGAAAAAAAGAUUCAUAUAACAACUGAAUCAACGUUAGUGAAAGGCGUGUGUGAAAAGAACAAAGACUAGACUAAAAAAAAACCAGUGAAAAAUCAUACCGAGACAUAUUUAGUCAGCGACAUAUAAAAAUUCAAGGUUUAUUCUUCUUUGAAAUUCUCAUACAAAAUGAAUCGUGGAACAAAAGGUCUAGAAAUGUGGUGCCGUCGUCAAAUUGAAGGCUACCCUGGUGUUGAAAUUCAUAAUAUGACUUCAUCUUGGAAGAAUGGCAUGGCUUUUUGUGCAUUGGUUCAUCACUUUCGACCAGAUUUAAUUGAUUUCGACAAAUUGAACAAAGCCGAUGUUUACUACAACAACGAGUUGGCAUUCACACUGGCUGAGAAACAUCUAGGAAUUCCUGCUUUGCUUGAUGCAGCCGAUAUGGCGAUGUAUGAUGUUCCUGACAGACUUUCGAUACUAACAUAUUUGUCACAGUAUUAUCAGCGUUUUGCAUCACAGGAAUCGAAAAUUAUCAAAGAUAAAUCAGCAACAAUCGCAAGCACAACUCCUCCUCCGCAAAAGAUGGCACAUAUUCCGAAGCGUGAACCUUGUAAGCACUGUGGUCUACCCGUAUUUUUUGCCGAACGUUUAGCUAUUGAUGGUUCAUUGUAUCAUCGGAAAUGUUUACGAUGUGCGCGUUGCGACUCACAACUAACGCCCGGAAGUUUUUAUGAAACUGAAGUGGACGGUGUGUUUUGUUGCGAAACUUGUCCCGAUGAAGAAAAGAAAAUUCGCCUCGACAAUAACAAUGUGGAGCAUCCAUCGGGGCUGUCAACACAAGUGGCGGACGAGCAACGACAGUCGUUUAGUGAGAAACUUGCCAUGUUCCAAUCGAAUGGCAAAGGUUUACUACAGAAAUCGCUUAGCGAUGAAGAAAAAUCGAAAAGUUUGAAACGUCUUACUGAACUAUAUUCGAAAAAUUGUACACAUGAUGCAAACGAUAUCAAACCAACGAUAAAUGAAUCUGAAGAUUUACGAAUAGAUGAUGCAAAAAAUGAGGAUGAAAUCGUUUAUGAUAUCGAAGCAUCAACGUUUGAUAAAAGCGACGAGGAGAUUGAUAAUAGACCACCUUCGCUGCCGAAAACGUUGCCCCCAAGUCUUGAUCCUGUCACCCCUGUUGAAGUAGCAAAACCAAAAUUACCACCAAUCCCAUCAAAAGCAAACGUUCUGAACAAACUCUACGGCAAAAAUAAAAUGGAAAAAGUGCACCAAGACAAUGUGAAAUCUAACGCGUGCACAUCGGGCCCAAACCUUCAAACGCAAGCAGGUGUAUCAACGAGUGCUAAUGGAGAAUCAUCACAAAUCGAACCACAAAAUUGCAGUGCUAAUGAAUACAGUGCGAAUACGCCCAGCGCACCCAGAACAGUUCCACAAAUCGAUGUCAAAAAAGUGAACUCGAUUGACAAUAACCUCAAUACAAAGAACAGUUUGCCAUUAGAUGCAUUAAACAGUUUUACUAAUGUUACCAAAGAAAAUGCUGAAUUCAUCGAGGCAAGCCAGCAGAGCGAUAAUGUGCAUCAUUUAGAAGACAAAAGAGAUUCCAAUGGUAUUGACAACGAUAACGACGAAAACGACGACGAUGACAAAAACGACAGCAGUCACGUUGAACAAGGCAUCAAUAUAAAAAGUGUCAAUCGGUUAGAACCGCUUAGUGACGAAUCACAAAUCGAACCAGUAUCUGACGAAUCAAACCAUCUGUUGACGGAAAAAAGAGAGAACAAAACCAGCGAACAAAACCAAGAACAAGAACAAGAACAAGAAAAAGAACUUCCGAGUAUUAGCCGUAAUGGUUGCAAUGAGAACACAUCUAUUGAUACGAAUAUCGAUAAGUAUGAUACAAAUAAUCUUGAAAGUGUCACCGAUCUAAGAGAGCAAAGUAGUUCAAUAAGUGAUAAUGAUAGCCAGAAAAUGGUGCGUUCGCGUCUGAGUCAAUUUGAAGCACUAGCUCAAUGUUCGUCGGAGCUAGAGCAAACACCACAUCACUCACCUAGAUUAAAUCGAAAUUCUACCGCUGCAGAAAAUGUAGAGAGGCAAUGCAAUGAGAAAAAAAAGUCAAUGAACAAUGACAAGAUAAAUGUUACUAAUGCAACCGAAGCAAUAGUACAAUUGAAUGUAGAUGUAGAACUAAAGCCAUCCACUCGAUUGUCAUUAAAUGCCGACGAUGAAAAUAAUGUCAAUUCAAAUGCUGACUCAGACAAGAUAUUAAACACAUUGGAAACGAAUGACUUUGAUUUGAAAAAACCGGUCCCACGUCAACGUGCUGCAUUAAAUGUGUACCUAGAUGAAGAAGCAAACAAUUUUGCUGCACUUAAUCCACCUACUCCAUCGAAACGAAAACAAAAGCCUACAGCCUCAUCCGAAAAAUUGGCCGAUAAACAUCAGAUGGUCGAAGACAACUCAAAUAAUUUAGAUAUUCAGCCGAAAGCGUUGCCAGAUAAUUCACUGAGCAGCGAAGAUUAUGAACGCAAAAAGGAUGAAACGAAUUAUCCGAAUGGCUUGAAUCCAUUCGGCAGUGAUGAUGAACAAGACGAAAAUGAUGAACAAAAUGAUAGCUUUGAACCAAUUCCAAAGCGAAGAGAGAGUCUCAAUCCCUUUGAUAGCGAGGACGAUGAAAUCGAAUUGAUGAAAGAGAGUACUCCCAAAAAAUUUCCAAAAAAUCACAGAGUUUCAACGAACCCAUUUGGAAGUGACAGCGAAAAUGAAAAUCAAACCGAAACCGACACAGAUUCAUUGUCGGCUAAGCGAACACCCGUUCCAACACCUCGAAAGCCAAUAAAUGGGCUACAAACAAAUCCCGACGCAUCGAAACGCUCGUACAAUACAUUGCACCCGAAAAUGCGGUUACAGGUCGGUGAUGAUUUACGCGGAAGUGAUGGAUCAUUGGCUUCAUCCACGAGUAAUAUCCGUGCAACGAGUACGCUGAACAGAUCAAGUAAGAUUCAUGGUUCGAUGAGCUCAUUAACAUCGACAAUAUUGCGACACAAAAAGGGCCGAGCACCCGAUAUUCCAAUAGCGCACAAAGUGUGUGCCAGUGCAAGCAGUAGCCCAUCGCAAAGCGUUCGUGCAACACCGAUAACGCGGAAAAAACGCACGGCACCACUACCGCCAAAACAUCAUAGUAUGAUGAAAGAUGAUUCUCUUUCAUCGUCACAUUAUCUAAGCGUUAGCUCAAAAUUGGAAGACAGUUUUAGUUCGAGACAUACAAUCUCAAGUGAAUCUGUUGUUGAUUUGGAAAGCAGUUUAAAUUUUGAACCAUCUAUUGAAAGUAAUUACGUUAGAUCUUCGAAUGAUAUAUCAAUGUCGAGUGUAGAACCAUCGAAUUUCACAAGUGCAGACUUUAAACCAAAUGAUUUUACCAGUGAUCAUUUGAGUCUGAACCAAUCAACUCCAAAAAAAACAACGGAAACUGCAGGCGCACAACGCAAACUAAUACCAGUCGAUGAAAGUUUGUGGAAUGACUUGGCGGAUACAGUGGCGGGUAGAAGCAUUACUGAAAUACCAGCAGUUGAUGAUGCCGUUACUUAUCGACGCAAAAUCAUUCCAGAUCAAAUGAUUACGCCGAUCAAAACUCCACCUUCCGCUACCGAUCGUCAAUGUGAAAAAAUGAAAGAAAACAAAGAGUCACAGAAUAAAAAUCGCCAAAGUCAAAUUGUGCUGCCCACAAAUGUGCACGAUGAAUCGAGUCAAAUGUAUAGUCCAAAUAAAUCGUCAUAUGGCAAGUGGAAACGUCGAAAAGGCCCAGCCCCUACCCUGCCUAUUCCACCACGUAAAGUGAUUCAAAUGUUGCCAUUGCAAGAAAUACGACACGAACUCGAGGUCAUCGAAGUACAACAGCAAGGAUUAGAAAAGCAAGGUAUUAUGCUAGAAAAAAUGAUACGUGAACGGUGUGAAGGCACCGAAAACGAGAAUCUUCCGUUAAACGAAUGCAAACCAAACUCUAAAGAAGUCGAAGACCUCAUUUUGCAACUAUUCGAACUAGUCAACGAAAAAAAUGAACUGUUCCGACGACAGGCCGAGCUUAUGUAUCUACGCAGACAACAUCGGCUGGAACAAGAACAAGCUGAUAUCGAGUAUGAAAUUCGUGUCCUUAUGGCGCAACCGGAGUACAACAAAACCGAUUCGGAUAAGACGCGAGAAGAGGCUUUAAUAUCGCGUUUAGUUGAUGUCGUGCAAUUGCGAAAUGAAGUAAUUGAGAGUCUUGAAAUGGACCGAAUACGCGAAGCAGAAGAAGAUCAAAGUAUCAAAGAGCGCCUCGAAUUGCAUUCGGCGAAGCGUGAUGAAGAACUGUGUCAACAAACACCUGUCAAACUAUCGAAGAAGGAGAAGAAAAAACAAAAAGAGUCAAAGAAGUUGGCCAAACAAAAGAAAGUAGAUGCAGAUAAGGAUGCUGACGAAAGUGAAAUAAGUCAAUCGGAGAAAUCAAAGGAGAAGAAAAAGAAGAAGAAGUUUUUGUUCUAAGCCGACCAACCAUUGUAUAAUAUACUGAGGCCUUCCAUGCUGAAAAGUAAUUGUUUUCGUGAUAAUAAAGUUAACUCCGUUUGUACACGUGUUGAAUAAAAGUGGAUAAUGCUGUCAAUAAAUUUAUCGAUCAUGAUCCAAUUAAUCGUUGUGCAGCAAAUUCAUAGGAAUGUUAAGAAGAAAGCAUUUAAUAACAGUCAACACUUCGAUCAUCCAUCAAGGAAGAAAAUUGACACAUUUGUUAAGCAUAAGAUUACUAUAAUAUCUGAUUUUGUUUUAUUUGUUAAAACACCAAAUCAUUUCUCCAUAAUCGCGGGAGUAUCAUUAUUAUUGUUAACGCGCACUGAGUGCUGACUUUGUUUUAAAAUGUCAUUUAGAUUUUGAAUAGCAAACACAUUGUGAUCGCACAAGCUAAACCACUCUCUCUCGCUCUGCACAAGAUGUAGAUGCACCGCACCGAUCACAAAUCGAUAAUUAUAUUGAAUAAUAGUAGUCAAGUGCAUAAAAUGGUGCGACAUUUAUCGAUCACAUGUCAACGAUAAAAAAAAACUAUUAAUUUCUAAACUGUUUAUUUUACUUAAAUUUGAAACAGGGAAAUAUUUGAUUUAGCUUCUUUAUUUGUUUUUCUAUAUUUCGCAACAAGUUUUUUUUAUUUUACUUAUUAUAUAUAUAUUUUCUAUUUUCGUUGUAAAAAAAAUGCCUAAAAUGUUAUUAUUAAGUUUAAUUGAAACAUCUUUUUUUCCUUUUCCAUUACGAGAGUUCGAAUAAAUGUUUACAUUUCUUUUUUUUCUCAAGCAUAA